AUUAUACUAAUUUUGUGUACAAUGGGUGACGCAUAUUCAUAGAACACUGUAGUAAUACCGAGAUACGCUGUGUUUCAUGUAUAUUACAUCCGUAUUAGCAUUCUCGAUAUUUCAGUAAUUGUUGAUUAAUUUACAAUAGUGGGAAUUUCAUACAACAAUAUGUUCGCGAAGAAAGAGAAACCAAAACGCCAAACAAGAACUGCUGCUAGCCUUGCACAGUACGGAAUCUUCGAGGUUCCAGAAAGUUUAAACGAUUUAGGCAAUAAUUUUAUGAAAGAUGACGACAAUGAUGAUGAUUUAGAAGCUGAAUUAGCUGCGUUGACAGCUAGUGAUAACGUUGGUCAAAAUCCAAGACGCAAAGCACCCCGCAAACCAGUUUCUGAUACAAAUUUGGAUGCAAUGGUAGCCGAAAGUAUGAGAGAUAUUCAAGACGAAGAUAUAUCUGAUGAAGAUGAUGAUCCAGAAUUAUUGAGUGAACUUAGGAUGAUCACAGGCGAAGACUCUUCUGAAAAGGUCUUGCCAGAAAAAGAAGAAAACUUAUUAACAAAAAAUGCAGAUUUGUCUGAAGCAAAGGAAGAUGAUUUGCCUACAGAAAAUAUGAUAAAACUGUUGCAAGAAAGGUUAAAACUCUAUCAAAUUGCAGAGAACAAAGCGAAACAAGAAAAUGAAUUAGGCCGUGCAAGAAGAUUUAAUAGAGGCAUUAAAACACUUAAAGAGUUAUUAAAUGAUGCUCAGUCAGGAAAAACUAUUAACGAAGCUGAUAUUCCACCACAAUUAUCACCAUCGGCUACUACAGAAGUAACAGAAAAAGUAUCAGAAAUGAACAGAGAAGAAUCAACAGACCAUGCUGGUGCUUUGGCAGAAGUUGCAAUACCGCCUGCAGAAAACAAUACAUCAUCAGAAUUAGUUUCAACGAACGUUAUAGGUGAAGAAACAUUGAACUUAUUGAAGAGUAGACAGCAGGAAUACAAAGCAGCAGCAUUAGCAUGGAAAAGGAAUAAAAAUAUGAAAGAGGCGCUCCAUUGUGUAAAAAUUAUAAAACAGUUUGAUGUGAUGAUUGCUGCGAUAAAUGCAGGUCAAACAAUUGACUUAUCAGAAAUGCCACCAUCUCCAAAUACUCCUGGAUCUAAUACUGCUCUUAUAACAGAACCUAAGCAGGCCCUAAUUACUGCUUUAUGGUAUUUUGACAUAGCAGAAACAAGACAGGCUGGGCCAGAAAACAUAGAACUUGCUUUGAAAGAACGUCUUGAAGUGUAUAGAAGAACAAAGACAGUUGCAGAAACCGAAGGAAAUUCUUCUAAAACUCGAAGAUAUGGUCGUAUUUGCAAGCAGUUUGAAGAUGCCCUCAAGUUAUACGCUUCUGGAAAAUCUAUUCCUCUUGAUGAAUUACCUGUUCCACCUGGAUUUCCACCACUUGUAACUGUUUCUGCACCGGAAGAACAGACAAGUGAAAAACAACCAGCUCCACAACCUGAACUUUCUGAAGAUAAAAAUACUUCAAGUCCAAAAAGUCCAGUUGUUCCUUCGGAAAUACAAACAAGGAGAAAACAAAAUCAAAAAGUGUCACGCGCGGAGAAACAACUAUCUUUAUUACAACAACGUCAGCAUGAAUUGAAACAGGCUGCUUUUAAUGCAAAAAGAGAUGGAGAUUUAGAAUUAGCAAGGAGUUAUUUAAAACAAGCGAAAGGAAUAGAUCCAUUGAUUGCAGCUACCAUGGGUGGCUUACCAGUUGAUAUGAAUUCUAUUCCACUAUCUCCUCUUGCAAAAGUAGAGCUCAAUGCAAGUGGCCAAGUUGGUGAUGAUUUUACACUAGUAAAUAGCAUUGAUUGUUUAGAAGAAGCAACGGGAACAGAUGAACAGAUUUAUGAAAAUCUCGAGUCUCAGUUAAUAAAACAAUUUAAAUGGUGUUUAUGUACAAGAGAUCAUUCGAAAGCAUUAGGUGAUGUACCUGGAUAUAACAGAUGGGAAAGACUUGCAUUAGGUUAUAAACGAGAUUUGGAUAUGUUGAGAGUUCGAAAACGUGAUCUACUGCCACCACCACAACAUCAUUAUGAGACAAAAACUUAUGCUAUAGUUCAGAGCUGUACAGACUUAGGUGAAGGUGAUAUAGAAAUUUCGAUAAUAAGGGGAGUCAAUUUUUUAAAGGAAGACACGUAUGUCAUGUUUGAAUUCCCUUAUCCUUCGGAUACUCCUCCGUCAGAUAGGACGCCCACCGUCAAAGGAACCUUAAAUCCAGAAUAUCAGUCAGUGUUUCCAUUAACUGGAAUAAUAGAUCGUACGUCAAGGCAGUGCCAACGAACAUUCAAAAGACAUGCAUUGAAAUGUCAAGUCUGGGCAAAAGGAUGCUCACUGAAUCCUCUCCUGUGUUGCACACAUCCAAGAGGAUUUUUUAGAAGCGAUAGUCUGUUAGGUACAGUAACUGUUAAAUUGCAGCCUCUGGAAACUCAGUGCAUACUUCAUGAUUCGUUUCCCUUAAUGGAUGGAAGAAAACGAACAGGUGGAAAGCUUGAGCUAAAAAUACGUUUGAGAAAUCCGAUUCUUACAAAGCAGAUAGAACAAAAUACGGACAGGUGGUUAAUCAUUGACCAUUGACGUAGCGCUUUUACAAUCACGAUUUUAUAUUUAAUACCUGGAAAAUGUAAUUUGCUGAUUAUGAAACGAUAGGAAAAAUAUUAUUUGCCUUAUUGGUAGAUAUUCAAUUUGAUGUGAAUAUGUAUAUUUGUGAAAUAAUUUGUACAUUUUAAUGUGAAUGUGAUUCAUGUGCAAAUAUAUGAGUACACAUGAUAUGUGCAUAAAAUAUUUACAUAUGUGUAAUCUAAUACACAAAUAUUACGAUAUAUUACAUACAAAAUUUUGUUACACAAAUGUGAUAU
This is a messenger RNA of Colletes gigas, 2873 nucleotides long. It is a transcript of the gene l(2)gd1, whose product is annotated as coiled-coil and C2 domain-containing protein 1-like. Gene Ontology annotation, cellular component: nucleus. The coding region runs from base 160 to 2592 and encodes 810 amino acids. Gene Ontology annotation, biological process: regulation of transcription by RNA polymerase II. The transcript is spliced from 12 exons. Lineage: Eukaryota; Metazoa; Arthropoda; Insecta; Hymenoptera; Colletidae. Gene Ontology annotation, molecular function: RNA polymerase II cis-regulatory region sequence-specific DNA binding; DNA-binding transcription repressor activity, RNA polymerase II-specific. The record is from RefSeq and is a predicted model, not a curated record.